AGGCGGCGGCGGGUCGCGGUCGCGGUCCCUCUCCGAGCGCCCGGCCGGAGGUGGGGGAGUCACGAUGUCUGGGAGCCGCCAGGCCGGGUCGGGCUCCGCCGGGACCAGCCCUGGCUCCUCGGCGGCCUCCUCGGUGACUUCCGCCUCCUCGUCCUUGUCCUCUUCCCCGUCGCCCCCUUCCGCGGCGGUGGCAGCGGCGGCGUCCGGCGGAGCGGCCCAGGCCGCGGGUUCGGGCGGCCUCGGGGGCCCGGCGCGGCCUGUGCUGGUGGCGGCCGCUGUGUCCGGCAGCGGCGGCGGGGCGGUGUCCGCGGGCCUGUCUCGGCUCAGCUGCGCGGCCAGGCCCAGCGCCGGCGUGGGAGGGAGCAGCUCCAGCCUCGGCAGCGGCAGCAGGAAGAGACCUCUGCUCGCCCCCCUGUGCAACGGGCUCAUCAAUUCCUACGAGGACAAAAGCAACGACUUCGUGUGCCCUAUCUGCUUUGAUAUGAUUGAGGAAGCAUACAUGACGAAAUGUGGCCACAGCUUUUGCUACAAGUGUAUUCAUCAGAGUUUGGAGGAUAAUAAUAGAUGUCCCAAGUGUAACUAUGUUGUGGAUAAUAUUGACCAUCUGUAUCCUAAUUUCUUGGUGAAUGAGCUCAUUCUCAAACAGAAGCAAAGAUUUGAGGAAAAGAGGUUCAAAUUGGACCACUCAGUGAGUAGCACCAAUGGCCACAGGUGGCAAAUAUUUCAGGAUUUGUUGGGAACUGAUCAAGAUAACCUUGAUUUGGCCAAUGUCAACCUCAUGUUGGAAUUACUAGUGCAGAAGAAGAAACAACUGGAAGCGGAAUCACAUGCAGCCCAACUACAGAUCCUUAUGGAAUUCCUCAAGGUUGCAAGAAGAAAUAAGAGAGAGCAACUGGAACAGAUCCAGAAGGAGCUGAGUGUUUUGGAAGAGGAUAUUAAAAGAGUGGAAGAAAUGAGCGGCUUGUACUCUCCUGUCAGUGAGGAUAGCACAGUACCUCAAUUUGAAGCUCCUUCUCCAUCACACAGUAGUAUUAUUGAUUCCACAGAAUACAGCCAGCCUCCUGGUUUCAGUGGCAGUUCUCAGACAAAGAAACAGCCUUGGUAUAACAGCACAUUAGCAUCAAGAAGAAAACGACUCACUGCUCAUUUUGAAGACUUAGAGCAAUGUUACUUUUCUACAAGGAUGUCUCGUAUUUCAGAUGAUAGUAGAACUGCAAGCCAGUUGGAUGAAUUUCAGGAAUGCUUGUCUAAGUUUACUCGAUACAAUUCAGUACGACCUUUGGCUACAUUGUCAUAUGCUAGUGAUCUGUAUAAUGGUUCCAGCAUAGUCUCUAGUAUUGAAUUUGACCGGGAUUGUGACUAUUUUGCAAUUGCUGGGGUUACAAAGAAAAUUAAAGUCUAUGAAUAUGGCACAGUCAUUCAGGAUGCGGUGGAUAUUCAUUACCCUGAAAAUGAAAUGACCUGCAAUUCCAAAAUCAGCUGUAUCAGUUGGAGUAGUUACCAUAAGAAUCUGUUAGCCAGCAGUGAUUAUGAAGGCACCGUCAUCCUAUGGGAUGGAUUUACAGGACAGAGGUCAAAAGUUUAUCAGGAGCACGAGAAAAGGUGUUGGAGUGUUGACUUUAAUUUGAUGGAUCCUAAACUCUUGGCUUCUGGUUCUGAUGAUGCAAAAGUGAAGCUAUGGUCUACCAACCUAGACAACUCAGUGGCAAGCAUUGAGGCGAAGGCUAAUGUGUGCUGUGUUAAAUUCAGCCCCUCUUCUCGAUACCAUUUGGCUUUCGGCUGUGCAGAUCACUGUGUCCACUACUAUGAUCUUCGUAACACUAAGCAGCCAAUCAUGGUAUUCAAAGGACACCGAAAAGCAGUAUCUUAUGCAAAGUUUGUGAGUGGUGAGGAAAUUGUUUCUGCCUCAACAGAUAGCCAGCUAAAGCUGUGGAAUGUAGGGAAACCAUACUGUCUACGUUCCUUCAAGGGUCACAUCAAUGAAAAAAACUUUGUAGGCCUUGCUUCCAAUGGUGAUUAUAUAGCUUGUGGAAGUGAGAACAACUCUCUUUAUUUGUACUAUAAAGGACUUUCUAAGACUUUGCUAACUUUUAAGUUUGAUACGGUCAAAAGUGUUCUGGAUAAAGACCGAAAAGAAGAUGAUACAAAUGAAUUUGUUAGUGCUGUGUGCUGGAGGGCACUGCCAGAUGGGGAGUCCAAUGUGCUGAUUGCUGCUAACAGUCAGGGUACGAUUAAGGUGCUGGAGUUGGUAUGAAGGGUUUACUCAAGUUAAAUUGUGUUUGAUCCUGCUGAAAUACAUCUGCAGCUGACAAUGAGAGAAGACAGAAACUGUCAUGUAAUGUCUCUCCCCAAAGUCAUCAUGGGUUUUGGAUUUGUUUAGAGUAUUUUUUUCUUUUCCUUUUCUUUUCUCCUUCAUGACCUUUGGGACAUUGGGACUACCCAGUGAACUCUCCACCAUCAAUGUAACUCUAUGGACUUUGCUGCUGUUGGUGGUGUGGUUAUCUAAUUUUUGUGAUAGGGAAAGAAAUUCUUUUGAAUAAAAAUAAAUAACAAAAAAAUAAUAAAAGUUUAUUGAGCCACAGUUGAACUGUGAAAGUCUUUGUCAAAGAUGGCAACAGAUAAUCUUUUCAAGAAGUCACACACAUGAACUAUGAAUAAUUUGUAAGGUUCUUAUUUCCCAACCUCUUUUGAAUUCUGUGUAUCAACAUAAAUGCAAAGAUAGAUGGAUUCCCUUGCAGGGAAUGUAAUGUUUAUAGUAGGUGGGAAAAUUGGUUAACUUUACCUUACAUAUUCAUUCUCUGACCAGAUUUAUAUCAUCAGCAAAUACCAUACUUCAGUCCCUCUGGAUCUGGCCAUGGAUCUAACAUUUGACCAGUUGAGACCACAUUCACACAGAAAGGGAAUGGCUGGCUUAGUUGGUAGAGCAUGUGACCAGGG
This is a messenger RNA of Enhydra lutris kenyoni (northern sea otter), 2937 nucleotides long. RefSeq names its product ring finger and WD repeat domain 2 (gene COP1). The record is from RefSeq and is a predicted model, not a curated record. The transcript is spliced from 20 exons. Lineage: Eukaryota; Metazoa; Chordata; Mammalia; Carnivora; Mustelidae. Gene Ontology annotation, molecular function: protein binding; ubiquitin protein ligase activity. Bases 65 to 2254 code for a protein of 729 amino acids. Gene Ontology annotation, biological process: proteasome-mediated ubiquitin-dependent protein catabolic process.